CCGCUUUAUAGCGCCGCCGGCCCCGCCGCCGCCGCACAGGCAACAGGUCGCCGGAGCGUCCCGGUCCCGGCCCCGGCCCGUCCCGCCGCCCCGGCCCGGCCAUGCCGCUGCGGCUGGCGCUCUGCCUGCUCGCCCUCUGCAGCCCCGCCGCCGCGCACGGUGGGAUCUGCUGGCUGCAGCAGGGGAAGGAGGCCAAGUGCACCAUGAUCCUGAAGACGGGCGUGACGUGGGAGGAAUGCUGUGCCAACGGCAAUGUGGACGUGGCUUGGUCUAAUUACACCUACCCAGGCAACAAGAUCAGCCUGCUGGGCUUCCUGGGGCUGGUGACCUGCCACCCCUGCAAAGAGAGCUGCGAGGGGGUGGUGUGCGGCCCCGACAAGGUCUGCAAGAUGAAGCACGGGCGUCCCCAGUGCGCCUGCGCCCCCGACUGCUCCAGCCUGCCCCGCAAGCUGCAGGUCUGCGGCUCCGACGGCUACACCUACCGAGACGAGUGCGACCUGCUGACGGCCAAGUGCAGAGACCACCCUGACCUCGAAGUGAUGUACCAGGGCAAAUGCAAAAAGUCCUGCUCCAGCGUGGUGUGUCCCGGCACCCACACCUGCGUGGUGGACCAGACGGGCAGCGCCCACUGCGUGAUGUGCCGGACGGCUCCCUGCCCCGAGCCCACCAGCCUGGACCACGCUCUCUGCGGCAACAACAACGUCACCUACCCCUCGGCGUGCCACCUCCGGCGGGCCACCUGCCACCGCGGCCGCUCCAUCGGCGUGCGCCACUACGGGAGCUGCUCGGCUGCGGCCAAAUUCUCGUCGGAGACUGGCAAUGCCGAAGAGAACUACGUGUGAAUCCUCCCUCGCCGCAAGGCUGGACCCAGGAGACAGGGGCAUUAUGUGUAUAUUGUACAAACCGUAUACCUGAUAUUUAUUAAGAUAAAAAGAUCCUUAUUUAUACCUGUGUAUGUUAUGCAGUUGCAGGGGGCCCGAUUCUUGGUCCUGCCAGCAGGGGAGGGGGCUCCCAGCCCGCGUGGCUGGAGCGAUGCCGAGCCACCCCAGGGAUGCUCCGGUGCCUGCAGAGCUCUCCGCCGGCCGGCGCCCGCUCCCGGCACUCGUACAGCCCUUCCUCACGGCCGGCACGGCGCUGAGGGGGCAUCCGUGCUGCCGCGCGUUGGGCCCCCCCACGUGUCCUUGGCCGGCAGCCCUGGGCCUAUUUAUUUUUGGAUUGAAUUCUUGGUACUCUGCUGACGUUUCUGGCCAGGACCUCGAGGUCUAGAGGGAAUCUGCGCUUUUGCCUUCCCCAGAGGGGCUCAGCCCCAGCUGCCAGCAGCAGGAAAGACAGCGUGGUGCUGCAUCUGAUUGGAGAUAGAUAGAUAUAUAUUUUAUGUAUUUUUUUUCCUCCUAAAGUUUUAGCAUGUGUAUGUUAAAACAGAUUUUAGUUUAGGUUUUCCUGGGCCCAUUCAGACCAGGCUCCCACCCAUCCUCGGAGGGGAUGCCAGUGCCCGGAGGGCUGGUGUGAUGGCGGCUGGGCAGCGCUGCCCACUGUGGGCCAUGGCAGCCCUGAGCGGGGGGCACGACUGUCCCCCCAGGCCCACCGCGCCCACCGCUGCUGCAGGUGCCCCUGCCCAGAGCCCACUGCCUGGGGGCCGGCCUGCCCAGACCCCUCUUCAUCCCUCCCUGCCAAAACCCCUUUGAGAGCAUCCCAGGCUGCUGGGGGGGCGGGGGGUGUCCACGGACCCCCAAGCCGUUUCCAGGGGUGGCACUGGGCAAAGCAGCCGUGCGGUGCCCCGGGACAGCGCUCCGCUCCCAGCCCCACUGCAGAGGGGCUGCGGGGGCACGGGGCCGGGGUGGCCGUGGGGAGCACGGCUCGGCGGAGGGGGACGGGAGAGGGGUGAUGGCCCUGCCCCCUUCCCCCGGGGACCCCCAGCCCGGCUCCCCCUCGGCUGUGCAGUCCCAGCCCCUGCCCGCCCCCACCUCCCACACCCCCUGCUCUGUCGACACCGUCUGUAUUUAUUUUUACUACUUCUCUCAUUUGUGUGUUGUCACCCAUGUAAAUACCAUCUCAUCUCUGACACCAAGAAGCUAUUGCCUUUAUAUAAAUAUCAUAUAUAUAAUAUAUAUAAAAAUACCCUAUUUUCUAUUUUUGUAUGAUUGCGUUCUGAUUCCUGAGGCAGACGCUGUGGGAACAUAUACAUUUCCUAUUCUGUAUUGUUAGGGGCAUUUUACAGCUGUGUUACAAUUUGGAGUAUAAUUAAAAAAAAGA
This is a messenger RNA of Phalacrocorax carbo (great cormorant), 2253 nucleotides long. The record is from RefSeq and is a predicted model, not a curated record. NCBI's taxonomy places the organism in Eukaryota, Metazoa, Chordata, Aves, Suliformes, Phalacrocoracidae.